AACCAACAAAUUUCCCGUAACAUCCGUUGCAGCUGCUCUAUCACACUAUAUACGUGAUCAUCUCUCUCCCUCUCUGUAUAUACGUACAUAUACAAGUACACUACAUAGUUUGAUAUACGCGGAGGAGGAUUAAAUUCACACCUGCAAUUAAACUUCCUAACACUCGCUCCACUGCCAGUGCUUGUGUGUAUACACUAUCAGCUCAUCUCUCUCUCUCUCUCUCUCUCUCUCGCUCUCUCUAUCUCUCUCUCGACAUGAAGGGGUGACCACAGUAGCUAAACUAUUCUUCAUCUGUUAAUAGGCACGUGAUUCUGAAGUAAUAAUUUAAGACGAGUUGGGAUGGCAUCGGGGAAAUAUUCUAGGCUUGAUGGAAGAAAAUCAACUAAUUAUUGUUCUUCUAUUACUUUUGUCGUGUUUGUUGCUCUUUGUUUUGCUGGAGUUUGGAUGAUGACAUCGUCGUAUAUGGUUCCUGUUAAAAAUGUAGUUGAAACCUCUGAAGAGAGCAAGAUUGAGGUGGCAGCAAAAUAUAGUGAGAACAGUGAGAGAAAUAAGGAUGAUACCAGCAGUGAGAGCAAUGGGAGUUACGAAAACCAAUCCAAACAGUUUGAGGAUAAUCCUGGAGAUUUACCCGAGGAUGCCACCAAAGGGGAUAGUACUAAAGUUGAUUCUCAAAUUGAAACGACUGAACAUCCCUUAUAUGAAAACCAAUAUAUGUUAAAAAAAUCGCAAGAUGAUAAUCAGAGUAGAGAAGAAGGGACAUAUGGAAAGGAAGAUGUGGAAAACAAACAAAAAGAAGAUGAAAGUAAUUCAGGUGGGAAACAGGACUUAAAUGAGGCUUCACGGGAAGAUAAAUUAGAAGCAUCGAAAGAUUUGAAUAAAGUUCAUACAGAGGGGAAUAAGUCAAAGGAUAAAACAGACCAGAAAAAGGAGAUUUUUCCAUCUGGGGCUCAGUCAGAGCUUCUGAAUGAAACUAUGACCCAGGAUGGGGCGUGGGAGACGCAAGCAGCAGAGUCAAAGAAAGAAACAAGUGCAUUUUCAGAACCUGGCCAGAAAACUGGGUUAAGCUGGAAACUUUGCAAUGCGACCGCUGGAUCAGAUUACAUCCCGUGCCUUGAUAAUUUUCAAGCUCUCAGGAGGCUUAAAUCUACUAAGCAUUAUGAACAUAGGGAGAGGCACUGUCCAGAUGACCCUCCAACCUGCCUUGUCUCUCUUCCUGAAGGAUAUUUACGCUCAAUUCAGUGGCCCACAAGCAGAGAAAAGAUCUGGUACCACAACGUUCCCCACACAAGGUUGGCAGAAAUUAAGGGACACCAAAAUUGGGUUAAAGUUACUGGAAAAUAUCUUGUGUUUCCUGGUGGUGGGACCCAGUUCAAGCAUGGUGCUCUUCACUACAUUGACUUCAUAGAACAGAUAGUGCCUGAUAUUGCCUGGGGAAAACGUUCACGUGUUAUUUUGGAUGUUGGAUGUGGGGUUGCUAGCUUUGGAGGUUUUCUUUUUGAUAGAGAUGUGCUAACCAUGUCAUUUGCGCCAAAAGAUGAACAUGAAGCCCAGGUUCAAUUUGCACUUGAGAGAGGAAUUCCUGCUAUAUCUGCUGUGAUGGGCACAAAGAGACUUCCUUUUCCUGGGAGAGUUUUUGAUAUUGUUCAUUGUGCACGCUGUAGGGUUCCAUGGCAUAUUGAAGGGGGUAAGCUUUUAUUGGAACUAAAUCGCAUGCUCCGUCCUGGCGGUUUCUUUGUAUGGUCUGCUACACCUGUCUACCAGAAACUUGCUGAAGAUGUUGGUAUUUGGGAAGAAAUGAAGAGACUAACAAACGCGUUGUGCUGGGAACUUAUGUCUAUCAGUAAGGAUAGAGUGAAUAGGAUAGGUGUAGCUAUCUAUCAAAAGCCUAGUUCGAAUGAGUGCUACGAGACAAGAUCAAAGAUGGAGCCACCACUAUGCAAAGAAUCUGAUGAUCCAAAUGCAGCCUGGAAUGUGCCCCUACAAGCAUGCAUGCAUAAAGUACCUGUUGGUGCAUCAGAGCGAGGGUCACAAUGGCCAGAACAGUGGCCAGCAAGGGCAGAGAAGCCACCAUACUGGUUAUUAAGUUCACAGAUUGGAGUUUAUGGAAAAGCUGCACCUGAUGAUUUUACUACAGAUUAUGUAAAGUGGAAACAUGUAGUAUCAAAAUCAUAUCUUGGUGGGAUGGGAAUAAACUGGUCUACUGUGAGAAAUGUGAUGGAUAUGAGAGCCAUAUAUGGAGGAUUUGCUGCUGCUCUGAAAGACAUGAAUGUCUGGGUCAUGAAUGUAGUUAACAUUGAUGCUCCUGAUACACUACCAAUCAUAUUUGACCGGGGGCUUUUUGGAAUAUACCACGACUGGUGUCAAUCAUUUAGCACUUACCCAAGAACAUAUGAUCUUCUUCAUGCAGAUCAUAUCUUUUCCAAUAUAAAACAGAAAUGUAAUUUUGAGGCAUUUGUUGUAGAGGUUGAUCGGAUUCUAAGGCCGCAAGGGAACCUUAUUGUGCGGGACACAGUUGAGACCAUCAACGAACUGGAAAGCAUAUUCAAGUCUAUGCAUUGGGAGGUCCGAAUGACCUUCUCUAAGGACGGUGAAGGAGUGAUGUGUGUGCAAAAGAGCAUCUGGCGCCCAAAAGAGGCGGUGGUAGUACCAUACGCAAUUGCUUAGUGGAAAUUGGCACCAUAGUUUACUUGCAUUCUCUCUCGUAACAGGAAGAAUAGGUGUGACAUUUUUUUGACUGAAACUAGUAGUACGUUUUCUUUUCUUCGUUUAUGUAUCAAAUCUUGUGUCUUGGUUGUAAACUUUUCAGCUGUUAGUUGCCUUAGCAUGGUGACAGGUCAUUCUGGGGUGGCUUGUGUAUCCCGGUCUCAAGUGGAUUAGUGUGGCGGUCUGGUUUUUUUGUACUACUAUUAUACAGUUAAAGUUAUUGAUGAGAUAUCGAAACAUAUAUCUGUUCUGUAAUAUCUAGGCGUGAAGAUAUAUAUGUUUGGGUGUGUGAUGCAUGUUUCUGUAAA
Daucus carota subsp. sativus is the source of this 3011-nucleotide messenger RNA. Its product is annotated as probable methyltransferase PMT26. The record is from RefSeq and is a predicted model, not a curated record. Gene Ontology annotation, cellular component: cytoplasm; trans-Golgi network; endosome. Gene Ontology annotation, molecular function: methyltransferase activity. The coding region runs from base 340 to 2664 and encodes 774 amino acids. Lineage: Eukaryota; Viridiplantae; Streptophyta; Magnoliopsida; Apiales; Apiaceae. The transcript is spliced from 9 exons.